Pteropus alecto (black flying fox) is the source of this 7735-nucleotide messenger RNA. RefSeq names its product FAST kinase domains 3 (gene FASTKD3). Gene Ontology annotation, cellular component: mitochondrial matrix; ribonucleoprotein granule. The record is from RefSeq and is a predicted model, not a curated record. Gene Ontology annotation, molecular function: RNA binding. The transcript is spliced from 7 exons. Bases 451 to 2424 code for a protein of 657 amino acids. NCBI's taxonomy places the organism in Eukaryota, Metazoa, Chordata, Mammalia, Chiroptera, Pteropodidae. Gene Ontology annotation, biological process: mitochondrial RNA processing; regulation of mitochondrial mRNA stability.
GCGGGCCGGCGGCUUCGCUGAGGCGCCCGCUGCCCAGGCCCGCCCCGCUCUUCUCAGGCCCCCGCGCCCGUCCGGGACUGCAGCGCGGUCCUCGGGGCUCCCCGUCCCCUGCGUCCUGCACGUUCGUCUGUUUGGAGCGGGCGCCCACCUUCCCCCGAUCGACCUGCGUUGUUUUAUCUUUUUCGCCUUUUGCUAAAUUAGACCAUCUUUUGCCUCCGUCGUAGCCAAAUCUUAGCUCCUAGGGGAAUCCAAAAGCUCAGGGCCCUUUAAGCGCGUUUUGUUGUUGUUGUUGUUUUAAUCCUUGCUUUACGUUGAUCUGUAGGAAUUUUGGCUACUUUACCUGUUACCUUGAGUAUAGUCGACCUUUGAACAGCUCAGGAAUUGGAGCACCAAAGCGCCCCCCACUUCAAUAAUCUGUUAUAAAUCAAGAGGAGUUGCAAAUCUGAUGGCAUGGCUUUAAUUACCUUGCGGAGGAACCUCUGUCAUUUACCUGAUUUUCGGAUGCAUGGAGCUCUGGCUGCUCUGAGAAGUCAACCUGUAAAUCAUGUUCACAAGGUAGCCAAGAAGCGUCUGUGUCCACGGUCCUGUCCACUACACCCUGGGCCUUUCAAGGUCAGGUUCCAUCAUGCCCGUCGUAAGGAGUUCCAUUCAGAAAAUGGAAAUGACCUUCGUCCAGUUGGUGAGGCAAUGUUCUCUGAUCGGGACAGUUUUGAACAGAAUCUUGAAAACAUGGACGAACAGGUAUUUUACAGGAGCCUGAGCAACUUCACCUCAUCCGAAGAAGUGCUGAGUUUUCUAAGCACGCUGCAGACUUUGCCUGACGCUCUGGCAGCAGGAGCCUUACAACGGAUUUGUGAAAUGGAAAGAAAAGCAGAAGCUCACAGGCUCCCUAAGGAGAUACUAGAGAAUCGUGUCUUUCAAGCUCUAUGCGUUCAGUUUGAACAGGAACCCUCGAAUCUGUCAAACACUGGUUUGGUGACUGCUUUGCAAGCCCUGACUCUGCUGUACGUGGAUCCCCAGAGUAGCUUGUUACUGAACCUGGUGGCAGAAUGCCAGCGUCGUCUCCAAAGGGGUGGCCUGGAGGUCCACAAUCUUUGCGUCCUUGGGGAAACUCUGAUUAAACUACAGGGUCCAGAGAGCACGACAUUAGACCUGAUUAUAUAUCAACUGCAAGGUGAAAAAUUGGAAAACUUUGCCCCCGAGGAUAUCGUGGCCCUUUAUAGGGUACUGCAGGCGUGCGCUGAGAAAGCAGACCAACACCAGGCGUUUCUCAGCAGGAUAAACAACUUUUCUCUGUCACUAGUUCCCAACCUGAGUCCUAAAUCGAUAAGCCAAGUGCUCACUGCUCUCGUGGCUCUAGAUCAAACGCAGGCACUUCCUCUGGUUCUAAAACUGGGUAAAUACGCUGUGAGGCACAUCCCUCAUUUCACCAGUGAAGAGCUCGGGAGAGUCUUGGACGCUUUCAUAUACUUUGGGCACCAUGACAGAUUUUUUACAACAGCCUUGGAGCAGCGUGUCGCUUCACUGUGUCUCACUCUGGCCCCCGAGGCUGUCAGCAGGGUCAUGGAGUACUGCAGCAGAAAACAGAUUCUUUCCCAACCCAUCCUCAACGCAGUGGCAGAAACUUUUGUUUGCCAAGCAGAAAAAUUUUCGCCUCGUCAGGUUUCUGAGUUGAUCGAACCAUUUGGAAAACUCAAUUAUUUGCCACCAAAUGCCUCUGCUUUAUUUAGAAAGCUAGAAGAUAUCUUAUUUGCUCGUUUUAAUUCUUUUCCUCCGAAAACACUAUUGAAACUUCUCCACUCAUGUUCACUUAUCGAACGCCAUCCAGUCAACUUUAUGGCAAAAAUAUUCAGCCCUUAUUUUCUUCAACAGCUGCAAGGCGAGGAAUCAUGUUUGGACAGACUGAGCCUCGCACAACUGACCCAGCUCCUGCUGACCUCGCUCCUAGAGUGCCCUUUCUAUAAGGGUCCAAAACUUCAUCCUAAAUAUCAAGUGAAAUCGUUUCUGACUCCGUGCUGCUCCCUGGAGACGCCGGUGGAUUUCCAGCUUUAUAAGUCUGUGAUGGUCGGACUGAUGGACCUUCUAGGGGCCAGGCUGUAUUUUGCUUCGAAAGUGUUAACGCCCUAUUGUUACACAAUAGCAGAUGUUGAAAUUAAAUUAGAUGAAGAAGGAUUUGUCUUGCCACUUACAGCUGACGAAGAUGUCCACAGGAGGAUAGCACUGUGUAUUGACGGUCCGAAAAGAUUUUGUUUGAACAGCAGACACUUGCUGGGGAAGGAAGCGACCAAACAGAGACACCUGCGCCUGCUCGGCUAUCAGGUGGUUCAGAUCCCCUAUUAUGAGAUUGAGACGCUAACAAGACUUGAGUUGGUGGAAUAUUUACAAAGAAAACUCUUUUCUCAAAACGCUGGCGUUUGCUGGUAACAAGAAGCGCUACUGGCUUCAGAACUCAUAUCAUGAAGGAACUUGGUUUUCCUGGGACUCGGUAUAAGGAAAAAUGGAAUCGGCGACUCAGCCGUGUGUUUGCCGGCAGCAGUGGUCCGGACAGCUCCUGGACGUCUCCGCACGCACGUACACAGCUGUCGCUGGGGAACGUAGUUGUACUUAUUUACUACUAGUACCACAGAUACUUUUAUACAGUAAACAGAAACGAUCACGUAUCAUCACGUACGUAAUGAGCGUUAUUUUUACAUCUCUCGUCUGGUAACAGUUAUCUAACUGACGAUACGCUUUAGAGACCUUCGCUUCCUCUUCUCACAAACGGAAGGAAGACGUUUUACCUCCCACGUCCUUUUGAAUUUUCUUAGACAAAGUAAUGGGAGGAGGACUGGUGAAAACCAGAGUCCUUUGGGUAUAAACAUUUAUAAUUACAGAAUUAUGCAGAAAUAACCCUUUAAUAAGAAAGUGUUUUGUCUUAGUACGGGAGCUUUUAUAUUUUUUUAAUGAAGAUAUAGGGACAUGGAAAUGCUUAAUUUAGGUAGGGUUUUUGGGCGGUGUUUGGUAGGAGAAGCUUCUGAGUUUUAAAUCGAGUGGAUUACAUUGUCGUUAGCUCACUGCAGACGUGUCAUUAUUCCAUCUGAGCCUGAUGAACGUUCCCGGGAGGGAGGACAAGGAGGCGGCCAGCUUGUUCUGUGGCCCUGGGCAAGGAGACGGGCUGCUCUCUGCCCCUAACCAUGCGGCGCCCAUGCCCAGCACUCGGGCUUCACGCCAUGUGGAUGUUGGAGCCUUCUGACCGGGGUGCUGCCCCCCGUUUACAGACGAGUGGGCCAGCUCAGGGGAGGACUGCCCUACGCAGCCCUUCACACCUCACGGGUGGUGAAUGAGAUUUCAGUGAGAAGCAGGGGACCUCAGUGGCUAAGGCUCUAGCCUAGUUUGAGUUCCAGCUUCGCCACGUGCUAACCGCUUGACCAUGGGCCUGUUUCCUCCGGGAUAAUUAAUAGUAACAGGCUUGUGAGUAGUCUCCUGGGACUGCUGCAACCAAGUACCACAGAGUGGGUGGCUUAAAACAACAGAAAUGUCUUUUCUCACAGUUCUGGGGGCUAGACGUCCAAAAUCGAGGUGUCGGCUGGGCCGUGCGCCCUGUGAAGCCUCUGCAGGGGGCCCCUUCCUGUCCUCUUGCGGCAUCUGUGGCCCCAGGUGUGCCUUGGUUUGUGGCAGCGUCACUCCAGCCUCGGCCUUUCACAUGGCCAUCUUCCCUUUGGGUAUUUGUGUCUUCACAGCAGCCACAUGGGAUUAGAACUCCCUCCCCCCCAACAACUUCAUCUUAACCGUGAUCAACCUGCAAAGACCCUAGGCCCAAAUAAGGUCACUACAGGCACUGGGGGUCAGGACUUAAAUGUCCCUUUUUUUGGAGGGAGGGGCGGUGCAUAAUUCACUAGGCUGAAAUGAGAAUCGGAGUUAAUAAAUGUAAAACGUAGAAAACCGCCUAGUGGAGUAGGCACGCAGUGUGGGUUCGCCGGAGUCGGCUGCUCUGAAUUUCCACCCCAUCCUGCUCUGUACUUCACUUCACCUUUUUAGGUCUGUCUAUCUUCAGAAGAGGAAAUGGAGACGAGGGGGUGAGCUCUAAGGUCAUUCUUUCAAGUUUACGCCUCUAAUCGCAAAGAGGGAAAGCGACAAUGGAAGCAAAUGUUGAUUGACUAGGAGGGGAGCUAUGAUUCUGCUGUAUCCCUGUGCCCAGGUGACCUUGCCGCUCCCUCCCCAGCCUCUAGGCCAGCCCUGGUGCCCAUGACUCAGCUCAUGCUUGGGUAUGAAACAACCCUGAGAUGAGAAGUAAACAGCUUACGGUUUAAAGAAGGGAGAGAGACUUAACUCAACAGCCACACGAGGAGGUAAUGACAGCCAGUUAUAAAUGCCACGAAGGGGAAGCACAGCCUAACGCGUUUCCUCCACCUUUCCACCUGCCCUGCCUCCAUCGUGAUGUCUCCUGGUUGUUCUAACUAGAACCAGACACGGCUCCCUCUGCACUUCUGGCUACAGCCUCCAUUGAGCCUUUGUGCCAUGUGGCUCCCCAACCCGUGUCCUUCAUUCACCAAACAUUCCUUAGAGAGCAUCCAAGAAAUGCCAGAAGGAGCAGACAGGAGCCCUGCCAGGGGGCCGGGAGUCGGCGAAAUAAAUGAAGGAGCAGAUGAAGACUGAGGGGUCGCAUUCCCGAAGCAUGAGCGAGACUCAGAACGCAGAAGACCAGGCCUGCCUGGGAGUAAGGAAGGCUUCUUGUCCUGAUGGAGGGAGGGAGGGAGGGAACAGGUCUAAGCUUGCUGGUUUCACCAGCUGUAGUGAGUCUGACAAGCUCUGUCAAAUUAUAAAGCCAAGUCCUUACAAACUGAUUUCUCAGGUCGCUACAUUUUAAUAUCUACCUAUGUAAGCAAAGCAGUGUUAUUGUGCUUUUUUAAAAUUACAUGUCACCAUGUAUUAUAUUAGUAAUGUUUUUGAAUAAGAUGUAAUAUUUCUGCAGUUUUUCAAAGGAAAAAUUCAGAGAAAGAAAAACUGAUGAAAAAAAUUGCUUUAACCUUCAAACAUUACCCCUUAGGCACAGUGACAUUCUUCGUGUCUGCCACUAGGGGGCAGCAAAGGUUAGGACAUUUUGGGGGGCUUUAGCAGUUAAAAGGAUGAUUCCAGGAGAGGUGGGGCGGGAGAGAGGGAGAGAGAUGGUGUGUGUAUAUGUGUGCGUGUGUGCGUGUCGGGGAGCAAGAGCUGGGGAAGGAUGCAGUGCGUGUGUGCGUGUCGGGAGCAAGAGCUGUGGAAGGUUGCAGUGACAGACACUUCUACCUGAACAAAACAGCACUUGGCCUCGCGGGCCUAGACAGCAGAGGGGUGCUGCUGUGCCGGAUGAAGACGUGCCUUCCGAAUCUCUGCACACCCGGGUGCAUAUGGCGACCCGGUAAACAUCUGUGAGAUGGCGGGAGGAACAGGAAGGAGCAAAAUUCUGCGUAUUUGAUAGAUUUCUGGAAAAACAAAGUCAGUUCCCUCUAUAAAGCGACAUCUGCUGGAAGACUGUGCAAAUGCAGGGAGGGGGUGCUGGCCCUGUGGGGCUGAAGGAGGUGACUUCACCUCCAAAGGCUACUGUGUCCCCAAGACGGAAACAUACCAGACCCACUAGGAGUCUUAACACGGAGAGUAGCGCUGUGAAUGAGGCACCCGUGCCGUGUAAAAUGCCAGCCAGCCCGGGACAGCAGGUGCUCAGGACACCUCGUGGGCUGUUCUGUACACGCAUCGUGUUACCUCCGCAGUUAAGCAUCAUGACCACGCGUGGUGAGGACGCCGGCUGGGAGUGCUCCAGCAGGGGGAGCACGACCCACUGGCUGGUGGCGACUCUGGGGGUACAACACGGACCUGUGGCAACCGCUUUUGUUAAUUAGCAUCAAGGACAUCGUGCUGAGGGACCUCGUUCUCGAAUCCCCUCGGCAAGAACGGGACAUCCCGUUGCCAGAGGGACCUGAGCCACAUUGUCACACAGAGACGUAGCCUGUUUCCAACGCAACGCAGUGCUGCAGCUACGGGGAUUUCGGACACGUCAUCCCACGCCACGCCAUCCCACGCCACGCCAUCCCACGCCACGCCGUCUGGCCUUGGAGAAUCCCAGCCAGGCCCAACUCUGACGCUUUCACACACACCUGCUGCGCCCCGGGGCCGUCCCACCCAGUGUGCUCAUUCACCCCAACCCGCCCUGUCCCCACCUCGGCUUGGCUGUCCCUCGGUCCCUCUGCUGUGCCGCCUUUCUUGACACGACCACCGAAGAGGUUAACAUUUUGCUGGUAUUCUUUGCCCGUUGGGCUUCAUUAUAAGAAAUUUUGCCUUAAUAUACAUAAUCCCAUCUCAGAAAAACAACCGUCUCCCAACCCCUCCCACAGUCCCUGGCAUACAGCGCGCACUAUUUGAGGCUUGAACUGACAUUUUGGGUCCUGAUGUUUGCAAGAAAUGGUAUCUCUUGACAACGCUACUGUAACUUUGAUUAUGGAAAACUUUGAACACACAUAGAGGAGAAACGGUCGUACAAUGAAUCCAAGCGAUCUCUUUGGCAUGAAAAAUUGCUGACACUUUCCAAUCACGCUCCAUCUACCUUUUCUUUUUUAUUGAAAUGUUUGGAGAAACGUCCAAGCUAUCAUAUGCUUUUCUCUUAAAUACUUCAGUAUGCAUCCAAAACCGAUACAUUUUUUCCUGUUUAAUAACUAUUCUGCAUUAUUACAACUAACGAAAUUAAUUAUUCCCUAUGAUCAUUUACUAUUUGGCCUAUGUUCUAAGUUUCCUAUACUGUCUAAAAAGUAAUUUUUUAACUGUUGGUUUGUUUGGGUCAGGAUCCAAACGAAGUGCACAUUUUCCUUCUAGAUGUCAUACACCACCUAAGACCUAGUCUCCUCUGUCUAUAAAUGCACCCCCGCUCCCAGGCUUCCUGUCUUUUACCUACUGGAGAAAUCAUAUCAAUCGCCCUAUAAAAUGUCACACAUUGUCGAUUUGGUGUUAUCCAAACACCAAGCUUGUUCCAUUGUCUGCUGCACUGCCUGUUACACUUUAAAAGAUAGAUCCAGAGGUUUGCUUAGACUCGGCUUAAAUUCUUUUGACAAGGGUGCUUCGGAGGUGCUGUGUAUUUGCUUCACAUCAUACUGUGUCCCAUUGUCCCCUUAGAGGCAUUAAGAUUGAUCAGUGGAUUCUGUAUCACCAGGCGAAUCCAUGAACUCUACAGUCCUCAUCGACCUUUCAGUCGGUGAUUUAGCAUCUGCUGAUUGUUGCUAAGAUCCAUUGUUCUAGGUGUUAAAAAGUGACUCCCUAAUUCCGUCAUCCCUUCUAUUAGCUUGUAUUUGUCUAUAAAGAAAUUUCUCCUUUCAACAAUUUGCGUACCCUCAAAAAAGGCUUAUGCAGGAAGAAACAAGACCAUUGUUCCUGUCUUGCACUAAUUUUUAGAAUAAAGAGUUGGUGCUCUGGUCAGUUUUUCUUUUUUUGUUUUAGGAUAUUUAUGAACUCAUGAAAUUUUAUAUAUUUGAUGUGCUUGCAUCCAUUCGCUGUCUCUUUGAUGCUGAAAUGUCCCAUUUUAGGCUAAUGGGGCAGCCAUCAGGCGGGUCCCUUUGUCUUUUUGGCCUCAUCACAUAAGUUUUUGAAAAUUUCUCAGUGCUCCUUGCUAAAGCUGUCACUACUGGAGAAUUUUUUUCAUUUUGGGCAUCAUCGAAAAUCAUGUUCAUUUUUGUUCCAAUAUCAACAAGGUGAACAACACCAAAAUUAAAUAAAUGUACAUUUAUGUUCUUGA